Linum trigynum is the source of this 2268-nucleotide messenger RNA. The record is from the annotation of a GenBank genome assembly. Lineage: Eukaryota; Viridiplantae; Streptophyta; Magnoliopsida; Malpighiales; Linaceae.
AUGGAGAAGAAGAAGUAUCCAAUUAAGCCGGAGCAUUAUGAAUUGUUCGAGGAGAUCGGACAGGGUGUGAGUGCCACCGUUCAUAGGGCUCGAUGUGUCCCUUACGAUGAAAUCGUCGCCAUCAAGAUUCUCGAUUUCGAGCGGGACAACGUUGAUUUGGUGAAUAUUUCCAGGGAGGUACAGACAAUGAUACUAGUGGACCACAAUAAUGUCCUGAAAUCACAUUGCUCCUUUGUGAGCGACCAUAAUCUAUGGGUGGUGAUGCCAUACAUGGCAGGAGGUUCCUGUCUUCAUAUAUUGAAGGCAGCUUUCCCUGAUGGUUUCGAGGAAGUAGUCAUAGCCACCAUACUGCGGGAGGUGUUGAAGGGUUUGGAGUAUCUUCAUCAUCAUGGUCACAUUCAUCGAGAUGUUAAAGCUGGCAACGUUCUCAUUGAUGGACGUGGUGCGGUAAAACUAGGAGACUUUGGUGUUUCUGCUUCCCUUUUCGACUCAGGUGAUAGACAACGUAUGAGGAAUACAUUUGUUGGAACUCCAUGCUGGAUGGCACCUGAAGUCAUGGAACAAUUACAUGGAUAUGACUUCAAGGCUGAUAUUUGGUCUUUUGGGAUUACUGGUCUAGAACUUGCCCAUGGGCAUGCUCCUUUCUCCAAAUAUCCUCCAAUGAAGGUGUUGCUCAUGACUCUCCAAAACGCGCCCCCAGGUCUUGACUAUGAAAGAGAUAAGAAAUUCUCUAAAUCCUUCAAGCAGAUGAUUGCUAGUUGCUUAGUGAAAGAUCCCUCGAAACGGCCUUCUGCAAAGAAAUUGUUAAAACAUUCAUUUUUCAAGCAAGCCAGGUCUAGUGACUAUCUAUCACGGACACUUUUAGAGGGAUUGCCUAAUCUUGGUGAUCGUAUUAAGGCAUUGAAGAGGAAGGAAGAGGAUAUGCUUGCACAAAAGAAAAUGCCUGAUGGGCAGAUGGAGGAAAUAUCACAGAAUGAAUACAAACGAGGAAUUAGUGGUUGGAACUUCAACCUUGAAGACGUGAAAGCUCAGGCUUCUCUGAUCCCAGACGAUGAUAUAGUUGCUGAUAAUUGUCAAAGUGGUAGCUCAAGUUCUCUGUCAGCACUUGAUGGGCAUGAUAAACAAUAUGAAUCGCAGGCCUCAUCUGUCAAGCCAGCUAUCGAAUUGGAUGAAAAUGAUAUGGUGCGAAAUCGACCUGUUCCUCUUCAAACAGUAAAAUCGUUUGUUAACUUUACAAAAAUCAGUGGUGAGAAGUCUGAUGAUGAGUACAACCUUCCAAGUCCAUCUGGCUCAGUUUCACAGCUCUGUUCGCCUCGUUUUGUUGACAACAAUGCUCCUGAAAGACCCACUUUUGAAAUAAAUACAAAAAUUCCUGAGAGCAUGCCUAUUUAUUCUCAAAGCAAAUUGAUAGGGCCUGGUAGCCUCAGCUUCAAUUUUUGUGAUCCUGUUGGUCCGCAAAGCAAAGGGGACAGUGAUAAAUUGGUCACGCAACUCCCAAGAAAUCCAUCAUACAACGGCUCAACAGUGGCGUUCGAUGGUGAAGCCAAAUUACCUGGCAGUAGUGAGGAAACAGAUGACAAAACAAAGCCACCUGUUGUUCAACAAAGAGGACGUUUCAAAGUCACCUCAGAGAAUGUAGAUAUAGAAAAGGUACCACCAUCCCCAUUGUUGCAGAAAAGCCACAGCAUGCAGGUAAGGGGUUCAACAGAUGAAACUAGCCUAUCUGUGAAAACAAGGGUGAUCACUCCUAUUCCUGGGAUGCUUCUUUCGCCAACACCAGAAGGCAUAUCCUCAAGUCUUUCGGUUUACUCUGUAUAUCCACUCGUACAGUCUGUUCUUCAGGCAAACAUUAUUCAAAGAGACACCAUCCUUGGUAUAAUGAAGCAGUUGUCCAACUGUGAAACUACAGCCCUUCGUGGCCUUGAAGGAGGAUCUGCUCAACAACUUGCUUCCAUGGAGAAAUCUUUGAUGGAAACAAUGCAUGAGAGGGAGAAAGAGUUGGUUCUUGAAGUAACAGAUCUAAGAUGGAGGCUGAUAUGUGCCCAGGAAGAACUCCAGAAGUACAAAACAGAAAAUGCCCAGAUCUCAAGUAGCAGCAGAGUGGAAGUAGAACAAGUGCCACAGGUACGGCAUCAUAUCAAUGGAAUCAAAGAAGAAGUUGUUAUUAGUCAUCAGAGAACAGGAGAUAACGCUAUCACUAACGCUGCUGCUGCCACCGCGGCAGCAAAGAAGCCUAAUAUAUUGAGUAGGGUUGUGAGUAUGAAGUAG